Messenger RNA from Neohortaea acidophila, 732 nucleotides. RefSeq names its product TIP41-like family-domain-containing protein. Gene Ontology annotation, cellular component: cytosol. The transcript has 2 exons. Bases 1 to 732 code for a protein of 243 amino acids. Gene Ontology annotation, biological process: TOR signaling. Lineage: Eukaryota; Fungi; Ascomycota; Dothideomycetes; Mycosphaerellales; Teratosphaeriaceae. The record is from RefSeq and is a predicted model, not a curated record.
AUGCAAAGCUGCACAUCCAGAAAUGGCGUGUGGAAAGUGACGACGCGCAAGCUUCCCAUCCUCAAAGCCGAGCCGAUUGAAGAGCUGGGCAAGGAAAUCGGGAUCCCGAUUCCAGAGAUGAUUUUCGGGGAUAAUUACAUCGCCAUCACGCAUAUUCCUACUGGAUGGACGCUGGACUUCAAUGCGCGCGAUGCGCUGGACCGCGUGGGAAAGACGGAGGAGGGGAUGUUGCAAGUUGCUGUUGCCGAGGAGUGGAAGCGGGAGCGGAGUCAUCAGGAGGAGGUCAAGCAGGUUGUGAAGCCGUUCGAUUGGAGCUACAGCACCGAUUAUGUGGGAACGACGACAAAAGGUGGUGCGGAAGGCGAGUGGGCGGAGACGGAUCAAGGGAAGAACCCGGUUCGGACGGAUUUGUUGAGCAGGCCGGAUCCCAUCCUCUUCUUCGAUAACGUCGACUUGUACGAAGACGAGAUGGCGGACAAUGGGAUUACUCUGUUCGCCAUCAAGAUCCGCGUCAUGCCGGAGCGGCUGCUUUUGCUGAGCCGAUUCUUCUUGCGACUCGACGGAGUCGUCAUCCGAAUCCGAGACACGCGAGUCUACAUCGAACAUGGGUCGAACAAGGUCAUCCGACAGUAUACGGCCAAGGAGGAGACGUAUGAUGCGGUGCGAGAGAAGCUGACGGGCAUGGGCGAGAACACAGUAGAGGAUCGGACGGAUAUGUUCGAGGUGCAUUGA